CGCGGGCAGUGCGCCGGGAGGCGCGCAGGGCAGCGCAGAGGUGCGCGCCCGCCAGUGCGGCGGGAGUGGGUGCGCGCCUCGGGCCCCGCCGCCCGCGCAGCCCCUUCCCCGCCGCGGGGUUUCGCUGUCCGCCUGCGCCUUCUUUUAAAUUCUGAUAUUUUUUUUUCCUGGUUCUUCUUUUCCGCCCAAAGCUUUUUUUCUUUCUUUCUUUUUCCCUUUUUCUUUUUUCUUCUUUUUUUUUUUUUUUUUUCUUUUUCUUUUCCGGCGCUCGGCGAGCCCGGGGAAGGCGAGCGGCGGAAAAUAAAAGGCCGGGCGGGAGAAAGGGGCGGGGAGACGGCGAGGGAGCCAGCGGCUGCCGGAGCGGGAAGGCGGGCGCCCCGUCUCCCCGGCCCCGCCGCGGACCAUGUACCAGGACUACCCCGGCAACUUCGACACCUCCUCCAGAGGCAGCAGCGGCUCCCCGGGCCACCCCGAGACCUACCCCAGCGGCGCCGCGCAGCAGAAAUUUCGAGUAGAUAUGCCAGGAUCAGGCAGUGCUUUUAUCCCUACAAUCAACGCUAUUACAACCAGCCAAGACCUGCAGUGGAUGGUCCAGCCCACAGUCAUCACCUCCAUGUCAAGUCCUUAUUCUCGCUCACAUCCCUACAGCCAUCCGCUGCCCCCGCUGUCUUCGGUGGCCGGACACACGGCCCUUCAGCGACCUGGCGUGAUUAAAACGAUUGGGACCACAGUGGGCAGAAGACGAAGAGAUGAGCAGCUGUCGCCCGAGGAAGAAGAGAAGCGAAGGAUCCGGAGAGAGAGGAACAAGCUGGCAGCUGCUAAGUGUCGUAACAGGCGUCGAGAGCUAACAGAGAAACUCCAGGCGGAAACUGAAGUGCUGGAGGAGGAGAAGUCUGUGCUGCAAAAGGAGAUUGCUGAGCUCCAGAAGGAGAAGGAGAAACUGGAGUUCAUGCUGGUGGCUCACAGCCCCGUGUGCAAAAUCAGCCCUGAGGACCGCCGGAGCCCGCCAUCCAGCAGCCUCCAGAGCGUUCGGACUGGAGCGAGCGGAGCGGUGGUGGUGAAACAAGAGCCUGUGGAGGAAGAGAUCCCAUCUUCCUCUUUGGUCCUUGACAAAGCCCAGAGGUCUGUCAUUAAGCCCAUCAGCAUUGCUGGAGGUUUUUAUGGGGAGGAGGCACUCAACACUCCCAUCGUGGUGACCUCAACACCAGCCAUUACCCCUAGCUCCUCCAGCUUGGUGUUCACCUACCCCAAUGUGUUGGAUCAGGAGUCUCCGCUCUCCCCAUCUGAGUCCUGCUCCAAAGCUCACCGGAGGAGCAGCAGCAGCGGUGACCAGUCCUCGGAUUCCUUGAACUCUCCCACCUUGCUGGCGUUGUAAACCCCCUGCGGCUCCCUGUUGCCAGUGUGUUACAUCCCCACCCAGCACCAUGGGGGAAGCUCCCCUCCAUGGCGUUAGAGACAGGCACAGGAUCGUUCAAGUACUAGGGCAGCAAGAACAAGGAUGGGGAAGUGCCGCAGCUCCAGGAGGGAGAGCGAGGACCAACGCCAGCUUCCUGGAGGCUGGAAACGACAAGGGUGGGACUGACGCGCGAGGACUGUUUGGAAAGGGUGAUUUUUUUUUUCCCCCUGUAGGGACUGCCUAUGGAAACCUCUUCAUGGCCAUAGUGGACUUAAGAAAACACUCUUGACCAGGACUGAAGGCGAACUGGAGAUAGUCGCUAGUAGUCCCUUUCCUUUGUGAAUUGAUCUGAUCGGUUAUGCUCUGUGCUUAGAUCAUUCUGGUUAGCUAAUUUUACUAGAUCUUUCUUUGCCUUUCUCUCUCCCUUUCUGUUUAUCAUUUCCAAUGUUGUCGAUCCCAUGACAUUUCAUCCAGUUGCUCUGAACUCUAAAGGCUUGUUAGGAUCUCUCCUCUUGGGCAGGGCUGUGGGGAAACAGGUGGGGUUGUCAAGGCUGGAGCAGCAUGGUUCAGAGGGCAGUGGGGGUCUGAGAGCAGCACAAGGGCUCAGCAACAAGGGCAGAGCUCAUAAUUCAGUGGCACAGUGUCUGUGGCACAGACAUAGUGAACAGAAGGCUGCAGAAGAUAUAUUUAUCCUCCUGGUCUCCUCAAAACCCAAAGUAACAUCUCAGGGCCAGAGUAGCAUCAGAAGAGCUGCUGGGGCAGCAUUUUCAGUGCCUUUGGCAGGGUUUUAUCCCCCUUUGGUAGAUACUAAAUCUGCUGCUUGACUCCUUUGUUUACUUUUCCUGGGUUGCCUGCUGUCUAGGAGUAUUACACCUUCCUCCCGUCACAGCUCCUGACUCAGAUGCUGAACUCUUCCUAUUAGCAAAUCCUCCCCUUCCCUUGGCUGUCUUUGCAAAAUGCCACUGAGGGCACUGAAGGUGCCACUGAAGAAGAGGUGGCACCACACGCCUGUAAAUCUGGCAUGGAGAUUAGUAGUGGAUAAGAGGGUGAAAGUAUCUGACUGACCCCUCAGUGGCUCUUUCUUUGGCAAGCAAAACAGCACACAUUGCUGCAGUUGAUACUAGUGGGUGUUUGCUCAAAGAUUCCCAGCUCCUGAGGUUGGGAGGAAGGUGACGGCGGUGUAAUCUUGGGUAUAAUGCAGGCCAUAAGGCACUCCUGACCAGCCAUUGCAUGCUCCAAGCAAUGACCUGUUUAAAUUACAGCAGAGCUUUUGGCAACCUCUGGUUGUGAUUGACAAAUUGACAUUGGAAGAAAAUUGAUUACCAUUAUUUACACCUCAGACUUUGGCCUCCAGUGUAAUUGAUCUGGUUUUGUUGGGGCUGAUUGGCUUGAAGACCAGAAACAAAUCAGAGAGCUCUGCCCCUAGCCCUGGGUCCUUGUCUCCUCUAACCAUGGUCUUGGCUGCUAGUACCAAGGGCACCAGAGGGCACAAGCUGAUGCUCUAAUGCAUCUUUGUUGCUGGUGUUCACUACUGAAAACCACAAUGUGCUUAAUCUGUUCCUGCCCAGACCCAAGCUCAGUUCCCGUUAAUGUCAAGGCACUGAGAAGCCAUGGCCAUGUGCACACUAAGAUUGCCCAGCUUAUCAGCUGCUUAGGAGGUAGCUCUUUGGUCCAGCCUGUUGAAGCUGUGGUGGCAGCUAUUUAUUUUGAAGUGGGAUUUUUGUUGUUUGUUUGUUUAAUCAAUGGAAACCUGGAUAAUUCUUGGUUAGGCUGGACCUGGAUAAAUGCAGUAUGCAGUGGUGGGGCCAGUUCUGUGAGAUGACUGUUCCUGCAGCUCCCACUGACACCACAGAGAAUUAAUGAAGUUCAGUCUAGUGGAACCGGACCUUUACUCACCAGGGCUGGAUUCCCUCCAACCUUGGCUACUGCCCCAUUCCUUGAAUCAUUUCAAAGCGACACUACUUUGGCUCUAAAGGUAGGCUUUUGCUCUCCCCCCCCCACACACACACACACCUCGAUAUUUAUCAAACUUGCCAGAAAUAGAAAGAGAUGAGUGAUAUUUUUCCUUUGUAGAACUGUCAGUGAUUCAGACUUUUUUGUUGUUGUUUAAACGUUUCCAUCAUUAUGCUAAUACUAGAAGUCUGAAAUUGAGCUUACGCAACAAGUAAAGCUGAUAACGUCCUUAUGUGAACAUCAAGACUUCCUUCUUAAUGAAGUAGAUAUUAAACUUUUGGUAGUUAGCCCAGCUGAUCAUAUUUUUGUACAGUUUUGUGUAGAUGAUGUCAGUAUAGGAGAAACUGCUGUCUCUUUACUUGUCUCCAUUUUGCCAGAUGCUUGUUUGGGCCAAUCUGGAUUUAGAAUCUAAGGCUAUUCAAUAAACUGUUCCUACGUGUCACUUACAUCUAUUUUGGGCAGAACGUAAUAUUGACAAGUAGGGGAUGUUAAAGUGAGGCAGCUGCUUUGAGGCCACCUGAUCACAGGCUUGCAAAAGAUCCCUGGAAUCGAGGCUCAGCUGACAAAUCUGGAGCAUUCCUAGCCAGGAGUUUGGGAAGUCAGAUACCUCCUCAAACCUGAGUUAACAGAAGUCAUAGUAGGAUAACAAAAAUCUCUUUUUAAGUCUUGCUAGCCCUUCGUUAAAGAUGUGAUGUUUUUAACAUAGUGACUUGUCACCUUUUCAGUUGCAGUUCAGUUAUGUUAACCAGCUCAUCAUCUGUGUAUCUGUCUCCUAGACAAACAAGCAUCUUUAGCAUUGUAAGACAAGUUUCCUGGAAAGCAAAGGGUUUAUCUAGCUCUGGUAAGCAGGCAGGUAGCAAAAUCCAAUUGCAUUUCUGAAAAAAUCUUGAGAUGUGGCCUUUGCUGCACUCAAACCCCAUUGCUGCCAGUCUGCAAAAGCAAUCCUAGAAAUCCACGAUGUUUAUUUUCAUAUUUAGCUCAGUCCUUUAUGAUAGUUCCAAAUUGCUCUCAACAAGUUACUUAACUUUCUUUCUUUUUUCUUUUUUUUUUCCUUUCUUUUUUCUUUUUUCUUUUUUUUUUUUUUUUUUUUUUUUAAAAAAGGUAUGAAGUCCUCAGCUAAGCAAGAUCUUAAAUGUGGGGCAUUAUCACUUAUUUAUACCAGGGAGUCCAUGUCCUCAUUUGUAUGGGAGAGGCAUACAGCCCAAGGAAAUACGUCAUUCUACCUUUACUUUUGCUUCACUUAAUUAUUGCCUCAAGGAGCUGCAGCUGGCUCCUGCCCACCGACUUGUCACUGAUCAUCUUGGAGAUGAGACACAAGCAUCCCCUUUCCUGCCUUGUGAUACCGAAGGGAACAGUUUGAAACUACACAUGAAAGAUGAUCAUUAUCUGCAAGAACCCAAGUACUUUGUGGCUGCCUGUCUUGUCCUCCAGUCCUUUCAGAGGAUUUCUGUGUUGGAAUCGCUGGUCUUCUGCCGUCUGUAUUUUGUGGAUCAGCAAUACCUUAUUUUAGUUUCUAGCAGGCGGGUGUAGAUUGAACUGUCUAGCUGUUUUGGUCUGGCCCUGGAUUCUUUUUUUUUUUUUUUUUUUUUUUUUUUCCUUUCCCGAGUUUACUGAUGUGCUUUUUGGGACCAUUCCACAAAUGGUGUUUUCUAUGAGUAUCUUCCCUGAUGACUCCUAAAUGUACAGUGUCUCCACUUUCUGCAUGCAAUAGGGGUGAAGGACCUAUUAGAACUAGUGUCUGACCAAAAGUUGUUCAAGUUGAUAGAAAAAUGCCCAGAGAAUUUCAGCUAGUAUUGGGUCAAACCCCUGGUGACUGGUCCAAUGAAGCAUCUAAUAACAGAAAUAAUAAUAAAUUGUUCAAUGCCCAACUGGGAGGAGCAGUAGCAGCCACACUGAAGGAAACACUCAGCUUCCAGGUGAUGUUUGCCAUUCCAGUUUUACCCUCAUUCCUCCUCCCCCCCCCUUCCCAUUGCCUUCAUCCAUUCCUUUCUUGUAGGUGUGGAGACUGGGUAAGUCUCAAACUGCUUGUGGUGUGAUGGGAUUUGGGACCAACAUGCUGGGGACAGUAGCUCUCUGUUGUGUUUUUAUAAUUAUUAUUUAAAUGAUCUAUUUAGUUCAUCUGAUUUUGCUGCUUACUCUAUGUAGGAUCCACCUGGCCUUCAUCCUAAAUGAAAAAGAAAAAACAAAAUGAAAACAAACCUAAGGCAUUCCCCUAGUAUCUUAUUUAUUGGCAGGCAGUCAUUUUGUGCCUGCUGCAGCAGAUCUGCCUGCCAUUAAUUUAACAUCCUCCCAACUCACAUUCCUAGGUUUUGGUGGUUGUUUUUUUGCUUUCUGUUUUUGAUUUUCUUUCAUUCUAAAUAGACUUCUGAAAUGUUAAGAAAUUGUAUUAUGACACUUACAAGUUCAUUUUUGUUAGAAAGGCCAAGUCAAACAUUUUAAGAGGUGGGGGGAACAGUCUGCAUUUUAUUUCUUAUUUAUUUAUCAUGUUUACAUCUUUUUUUUUCUGUUCAAGACUUGGAUAUAAUAAAGCAUUAAAAAUACUCCAAUCUUCUUUUUUUAGGCUAAUAUUUUUUUUCAAUUCUUUAAAUAAAAGAUUCUGGGUUUUGUUGUUGUCUGUAUAAAAUGUAUAAAGAGAUAUGUUUCUAAAGAUGCAUUAUCAUUCCUCUGUGAACAGUAGGUGGAGUUGAGGACAAAUCUCAGAAUACAAGAUAAUAAUAAAAUCCCAUCCUGUUUUACUUGUUCCCCUCCUAUCCUGUAUGAUUAAAGGGUUAUUCCACUUUCUUGUUUGUGGUUACUUGAUAUUAAAACCAUAUUAAGAUGUGUAGAAAAUAGACAUCCAAUUGUUUUUGCUCAGUGAGAGGAUAAAAUGUUGUAUAUAUAUUGAUAUACUGUGUAGUUCAAAGUAACAUCAAUAAGGGAUAGUGCAUCUUUAUUAGAGCGAUAAGUUACUAGUGUCGCUAAAGUCUACUUUAAGAUCCUCAGACGUAAAAAGGGCCUGAUUCUGAAUCCACUUUCAUGUGGGUAAAUUGAGAGCAUCAAUAUUGUUUCACUGCUGCAAAGCAGAUGUCAGAGGUGGAAUCAAGCCUCGGUGAUUAAUGUGCAACCAUGAGGAUUAUUGAAGGUUUGGGGGCACCGUUAUCUUAUUUUCCUCAGAAGUUUUAGAUCAUGGUUUUUCUUUUUUGUCUGCGGUGAAAUAGUUUCUGCCAAGGAGGUUCUUAAAGGUGACUGUUGAAUUGGGACCCUUCUUUGCUCGUUGUGAUCUUUAUAUAGUUCUUGCAGUCAUGGAGAAUCUCAGCUCUGAGGCAUUCUCUCUGGUGUUGUCUCUUUUCUGUUCUUGUUAUUUUACUGUAAUACAGGCCUACAGUAUUUGCACUAAAACAAAAAGCUUGUUAGAGAAAGCUUGCUGCUAUGAAAGAAAGAACAUAUUAAAAUGGUUUUGCUUUUACAAUUUUAACUGAGUAGCAUUUUGUAGAAUAAAAUCAAUUUAGACUGAAAAGAAAAAUGUCUUCUCUUUUUUCCUCUGCACUUCCCCUUCCACCCUCCUUUCUUUUCCUUCCAUUCCUUGGUGGUGUAAUGUUUUUCCCUCUCUCCCCCCCUUCUCCUUUGGUGCUCAGUUGUAAUGAUUGGCUGUAUUGUUGACUAUGCUGCUGAGAGUUUUGACACUUGUAAAUCCUGUUUUAAUGAUGUUGUGGACACUCUUUUGUAUAGCAAGAGCUAACUGGAGUUCUUCUCUCUCUGUUAAUUGAAGUCAUUAAAAAGCUCCCUUUGCCAUGAACAAUUAAAA
Molecule: messenger RNA, 7133 nt
Organism: Rhea pennata
Lineage: Eukaryota; Metazoa; Chordata; Aves; Rheiformes; Rheidae
Gene: FOSL2
Product: FOS like 2, AP-1 transcription factor subunit
Exons: 4
Coding region: 404-1375 (323 amino acids)
Biological process (GO): regulation of transcription by RNA polymerase II
Cellular component (GO): nucleus
Molecular function (GO): RNA polymerase II cis-regulatory region sequence-specific DNA binding; DNA-binding transcription factor activity, RNA polymerase II-specific
Source: RefSeq, a predicted model, not a curated record